Molecule: messenger RNA, 879 nt
Organism: Nerophis lumbriciformis (worm pipefish)
Lineage: Eukaryota; Metazoa; Chordata; Actinopteri; Syngnathiformes; Syngnathidae
Source: RefSeq, a predicted model, not a curated record
AUGGAGAUUCCACUUGGUAAUGUUAUUGUCUCAUCACCCAAUUUUGAGCACAAGGGAGCUCACCAAGCAUUUAAGGAUCGAUGGAAAGCCACAGAUGACACAAUGUGUCGCCACAGCAUGUCCUUUCACUUGCAUCAUGCAGUGAGGAGUGACUUCUUUGCCAGCUACCUUUACCUGUUGGAGAAAAUUCCUCUUGUAAAACUGUUUCCUGUCACAAGUGAGUACAUCAACGGAGAGAAACAGUUUUACUACAGAGCUCAACAGUUCUACGAGGAUGUGCCAGCCUCUGAAGACGGAAUGAUGGGAGACUAUGUGGAGGUAUCUAAUGUGGAUCUAGAAGCUUCUCGCCAGUUUUUAAAGAGGUUUGUGUCACCUGGGAAAGCUGGCACUCACUGUGCGCUUGACUGUGGUUCCGGUAUUGGCCGUGUGACCAAAGGUGUUCUUCUCCCUGUGUUUGAGAAAAUUGAGAUGGUGGACAUGAUGGAGCACUUUCUCCUCCAUGCACACGAGGAUUACUUGGGUGAUGAUGCAGACCGCAUCGAGACUUACUACUGCUAUAACCUACAAGAGUUUACUCCUCCCAAAAACAAGUAUGAUGUCAUCUGGAUUCAAUGGGUGGCAUGCCACCUGACUGACAAAGAUCUGUUGAACUUCCUUAUUCGCUGUAAGAAGAGUUUGCGUUUAAAUGGUGUCAUUAUACUAAAGGACAAUAUGGCACGACAGGGCUGCAAGUUGGACCCCAUUGACAGCAGCAUUAGUCGACACCUGGACAUCAUGAAGAACAUUAUUUACAAGACCGGCCUGGAGAUUUUGGCUGUUGAGAGACAGAACGGCUUCCCAGAGGUCAUCAUGCCUGUAUGGAUGAUUGCAAUGAAGUAG